This is a messenger RNA of Aaosphaeria arxii CBS 175.79, 1923 nucleotides long. RefSeq lists its product as uncharacterized. The record is from RefSeq and is a predicted model, not a curated record. Gene Ontology annotation, biological process: protein folding. Gene Ontology annotation, cellular component: chaperonin-containing T-complex. Bases 138 to 1778 code for a protein of 546 amino acids. Gene Ontology annotation, molecular function: ATP-dependent protein folding chaperone; ATP binding; ATP hydrolysis activity. The transcript is spliced from 9 exons. NCBI's taxonomy places the organism in Eukaryota, Fungi, Ascomycota, Dothideomycetes, Pleosporales.
CGUGCAUAGACUUCUCACCACGGUUCAAGAUUUUCGGAGCAUAGCUUGAGGUAGCUAUUGUCUCUUUUCUUCAGUCUGCACCUGUUCGUUUUCCAAAUUUCGAAGAACCCCACCGCGGGGUCAAUAUCACAUCCAAGAUGCAGGUCGAUCUAUCAAAUGCCCAGGUUAUGAAGGAUGAGACGGGCAGGCCGUUUAUCAUCGUCAGAGACCAGGGCAAGAAGAAGAGACAACAUGGCAAUGAGGCCGUGAAAUCGCACAUCCUCGCCGCCAGGACUGUGGCGAAUCUUGUGAAGACAUCUCUGGGUCCCCGAGGUCUCGACAAGAUUCUGAUAUCCCCCGACGGCGACAUCACGGUUACGAACGACGGAGCUACGAUCCUCGCCCAGAUGGAAAUCUCGAACCACGUUGCAAAAUUACUCGUCGAACUCUCCAAAUCACAGGACGAAGAGAUUGGCGACGGUACUACGGGUGUUGUUGUGCUCGCCGGUGCUUUGCUCGAGCAAGCCGCCGAUUUGAUUGACAAGGGCAUCCACCCCAUCAGGAUAGCAGACGGAUACGACCAGGCAUGCGAAGUUGCUGUGGCCGAGCUGGACAAGAUCAGCGACGAGAUCAAAUUCUCCAAGGACAACACAGAAGAGCUAUUCAGGGUGGCGAAGACAAGUUUGGGCAGCAAGAUCGUGUCCAAGGCCCACGAUCACUUUGCAAACAUCGCAGUUGACGCCGUCCUCUCCGUGGCCGACCUCGAGCGAAGAGAUGUUGAUUUCGAGCUGAUCAAGGUGGACGGCAAGGUUGGAGGAGCUUUGGAGGACACUCUCCUCGUGCAAGGUGUCAUCGUGGACAAGGACUUCUCCCAUCCGCAAAUGCCUUCCGAGGUCAAGGACGCGAAAUUGGCCAUCCUCACAUGCGCAUUCGAGCCUCCCAAGCCAAAGACCAAGCACAAGCUCGACAUCACCAACGUGGAGGAAUUCAAGAAGUUGCAGAACUACGAGCAGGACAAGUUCACCGAGAUGAUCAAGCAGAUCAAGGAUACGGGCGCGAACGUUGUCAUCUGUCAAUGGGGUUUCGAUGAUGAGGCCAACCACCUUCUCCUCACAAACGAGCUUCCGGCCGUUCGAUGGGUCGGAGGCCCGGAGAUCGAGCUCAUUGCCAUCGCUACCAAUGGCCGUAUCGUACCCCGAUUCGAGGACUUGAGCGCUGAGAAGUUGGGCAAGGCCGGUAUCGUCCGAGAACUGAGCUUCGGAACUACAAGAGAUAAGAUGCUUGUCAUCGAGGAGUGUGCCAACACUCGCGCGGUGACUGUUUUUGUUCGAGGCAGCAACAAGAUGAUCAUCGAUGAGGCGAAACGCUCACUCCACGACGCUCUCUGCGUUGUCCGAAACCUGGUCACAGACAACCGCAUUGUCUACGGGGGUGGUGCCGCGGAGAUUGCCUGCUCACUUGCCGUCGAAGAUGCUGCUGUGAAGAGUCCUGGUCUCGAACAAUAUGCAAUGCGCGCGUUCGCUGAUGCACUCGACUCCGUCCCGAUGGCUCUUGCAGAGAACUCUGGUCUCAGCCCAAUUGAGACCCUCGCAAACAUCAAGUCGCGACAGGCCAAGGAGAAGAACUCCAGGCUAGGCGUCGACUGCAUGCAGACAGGAAGUAAUGACAUGAAGGAGCACUUUGUUAUCGAUCCGUUAAUCUCAAAGAGGCAACAAUUGUUGUUGGCUACACAGCUUUGCAGGAUGGUAUUGAAGGUCAACAACGUCAUCAUCGCCGGCAGCGACGAGAACGAAUUCUAGACACGAACACCCACAUGUGAGAUAUAGACAAUGGCGGACGAUUCACUUGCAGUCAUGACGCCCUAUAUACCAAACUAGAAGAAAUAAAAAAAUCGAAAGCUCACGUAGCAAAAGCUUGCACUCGGUACAACGGGUUAGAUGGCAG